Zingiber officinale is the source of this 639-nucleotide messenger RNA. RefSeq lists its product as uncharacterized. The record is from RefSeq and is a predicted model, not a curated record. Bases 1 to 639 code for a protein of 212 amino acids. The transcript has a single exon. Lineage: Eukaryota; Viridiplantae; Streptophyta; Magnoliopsida; Zingiberales; Zingiberaceae.
AUGGACCCGGUGACGGCGGAGAAGGUCGCGGCCAGGCGCCGCCUAGGCCGCCUCCACGCGCUCUUCCGCUGCGUCGAGGCCUGCCUCGCGCUGCUGCUCGUCUUCUGGUCCUCUCUCCGAGGGUAUGCCACGGCAAGGCUCGCCGUCGGCCUCUUGGGCCGCUUGCUCACCGGCCACCUAUUCAUCUUCCUCCUUGGCAACGCGAUCGUCCUCACCCUGCUUGCGCUGUCCUGCCGCCAUGUGGGAGCCAGAGACGCCAGCGGGGGCGACAUGUACGACCAGUUUCUGGCGUGCCAAAGCAGGGCUGCACCAUCGCGCCCAACGUCUCUGGCGGCAGAGGUGGAGGAGGUGGCUACUCCCCUGCCGGGGAAGGAUAAGAAGGCGAGGCGAGCGUGCCGGAUAAGCCGGUCGGUGAAGAUUAAGCGCCGGUGGAGUGGUACAGUGGAUCUCCGGCGGUCCGGCUCGGACGUCUCCGGCGUGGAGGCGAAACCUGACGUGGACGCCGAGGAAUUCCGGCGGAUGAUAGAAUCGUUCAUCGAGAUGCAGCAGAAGAGGUUCCAGCGAGAGGAAUCCAUGGCCGGAGUUGCCUCUUCCUUCCUGGAGGAACAACCACACCGGCAUACUGUAACUUGCUCCUGA